This is a messenger RNA of Carassius gibelio (silver crucian carp), 4330 nucleotides long. RefSeq names its product sp3a transcription factor (gene sp3a). The record is from RefSeq and is a predicted model, not a curated record. Gene Ontology annotation, biological process: regulation of transcription by RNA polymerase II. The transcript is spliced from 8 exons. Gene Ontology annotation, molecular function: DNA-binding transcription factor activity, RNA polymerase II-specific; RNA polymerase II cis-regulatory region sequence-specific DNA binding. NCBI's taxonomy places the organism in Eukaryota, Metazoa, Chordata, Actinopteri, Cypriniformes, Cyprinidae. Bases 174 to 2243 code for a protein of 689 amino acids.
GACGAAGGGAGGGACUUCCGGUUGGUGACGCAGUUGGCGAAGUGGAAGCCCCGCCGUCAAUCAAAUUAGGAAAAAAACAAAUUGGACUAAAGAGAGCGCAGGCACCGAUUAAAGUAACCAUGCUCGGAGUGUAAUUAAACGCAGAUAUCAGUCUUCUGUAAAGAACUCAAGUAAUGACCGCGCCUGAAGGGCCAGUUAAGGCGGGAGUGAUGGCGGACAGCAGCAGCGCUCAGGACGGCGGCGCCGAGCAGGACGGACAGCCCUCGUCGCUCGCCCUGCUCGCCGCCACAUGCACCGGCCUCGGCUCGCCCGCCCCCGGACCCGAGAACCGGACAAACUCUGAUAAUGCUGCUGCUGGAGGGAACGCAGACCUCUCAGUGCAGUUGACCGGGUCGUCUGAAAGGUGGGAGGCGGUGAAGGACGACUCGGGUGUCCUGCAUCUCCCCGGCACGGGUAUCGUCACGUCCAACGGACAGUAUGUUCUUCCUCUCCAGAGCCUCCAGGGUCUCCAGAACCAGCCCAUCCUACUCACGUCAGGGACCGACGCGUCCGGCGGCGCAGUGCCUAAUAUCCAAUACCAAGUCAUCCCUCAGGUGCAGACGGCCGACGGGCAGCUGGGUUACUCUGCCGUCGAUGGGGCCUCGAUGGCGCAGGACGCCGCAGGGCAGAUCCAGAUCCUCCCAGACGGCACCCAGACCAUCAGCGUCUCGGGCGCAGACGUGCUCAGCAGCACUCAGAACCUCAUGACCCAGGCUGGCCAAGUGCACCAGAUCCCGCAGGUGUCUCUGGGAAGCUCGACCUUCAGCACUCAGGGUCAGGUGGUCACUAACGUGCCUCUGGGUUUGCCUGGGAACAUUACCUUUGUGCCCAUAAACAGCUUGGAUCUGGACUCUCUGGGGCUCUCAGGAGCCCAGCCGAUAGCCACCAGCGUCACGGCUGACGGACAGCUCAUCAUGACCAAUCAGAGCGUGGAGAACUCUGAGGGCUCGGCCAAAGCAGGGGAACAGCAACAGACGCUCAACUCCAGUGCAGCCGCAGACAUGUUUGUGCCUACCACGUCCUCCUCGUCCUCGCAGCAGCACACCGGCACGAUAGACAGCAUGGGGGAGCAGGGAGACGGCUCGGGAUACCUCAGUCAGGUGUCUGGAGGACAGCAGGUCAUCCAGUUACAGCAGUUGCCCUUUCAGACCGCUGACGGUCAGGUGUCUGCUCAGGCCCAGCAGUCUCUGCAAAACGUCCAGCUCAUCAACCCAGGAACAUUCCUCAUCCAGGCCCAGACUGUCUCUCCGUCAGGACAGAUCCAGUGGCAGACCUUCCAGGUCCAAGGAGUCCAGAACCUCCAGAACCUUCAGCUGCAGACAGCUCCAGCUCAGCAGAUCACUCUUGCCCCGGUGCAGACGCUGUCUCUGGGUCAGGGAGGUACACCUGUCAGCCUGACCUCCGGACAGAUGCCUAACCUGCAGUCGGUGUCGGUGAACGCUGUGGGCCAGGCAGGCAUUCAGUUCCAGCAGUCUGAGGACACAGACAGCACUGGAGAUAUUCAGAUUAAGGAGGAGCCUGAUUCGGAGGAGUGGCCUCUGGACAGUAGCUCUACGCUGAAUGCCAAUGACCUCUCUCACCUUCGUGUUCGUUUAGUGGAGGAGGAGAUGGAGGGCAUGAACCAGGAGGGCAAACGUCUGCGCAGGGUCGCAUGCACCUGCCCCAACUGCAAAGAGGGAGGCGGGAGGGGAUCUAACAUGGGCAAGAAGAAACAGCACGUGUGCCAUAUAGCCGGCUGCGGGAAGGUGUACGGGAAGACAUCUCACUUGAGAGCUCACCUGCGUUGGCACUCGGGAGAGAGACCCUUUGUCUGCACCUGGAUGUUUUGUGGGAAGAGAUUCACACGCAGUGAUGAAUUGCAGCGACACAGGAGAACACACACUGGAGAGAAGAAGUUUGCGUGUUCAGAGUGUCCGAAGCGGUUCAUGCGCAGCGAUCACCUGGCCAAGCACAUAAAGACGCAUCAGAACAAGAAGGUAGUGGGCGGAGCCAUGGUGGCCAGCGUGGGCGGAGCUGUGUCCUCGGACAGCAUCAUCACGACGGGCGGCACCACACUCAUCCUCACCAACAUCCAGCCCGGCACCAUGCAGGGCCUGGCCACCGUCAGCGCUACCGUCAACACGUCUAGCUCACAGGACCAGCUGAGCGCGGCCGAGAUUCCUCUGCAGUUAGUCUCCGUGUCCGCCGGGGACGCGGCCGAGUGACGAACCAUGAACGCUCUGUUAGACUGCCAAGGCUCUUCCUGUAUGACAUCACAUCCUGUUCUCCCGCAACCUGAGACUUUAUACGUCAAUUCCAAGCUCACGCAUUUAACUUGCUUUUAUACAUUUACAUAUUUACCCUCCUUUACGUAAAUAUGUACAUUUACGUGAAUGCAUAUACACACACACACACACACACACACACACGUAUAUCUAUAUAUUUUACAAAUAUAGAAUUAUUGGGGGUUUUGUUCAUCUUUUAUGGGGGAAGCAUUAUUUCUUGUUUUCACAUACAACACUGAAAUGCCUUAUAUUGUAUUAUAAGCUGUCGUGUACAAAGCUUCAUGGGUGUCAAGCAUCUGUUUCCGUGUGUACUUGUUGGAACGGGAAUAAUCGUGUUGUGUGACAGACGGGUGGCUGAUGUUAAAGGAGCAGCUCAGCCAAAAGUGAAAAUCCUCACAUUAUUUAUUCCCCCUCCGCUACGGCAUUCCAAACUCAUGCGGUUUCUUUGAGGGAAAAUGGUUUUCUUUCCAUGCAACAACACUUCCAUGUCUGUCGAGCUCCAGAACGGACAUGUGACCAGAAUCAUGUUGUGUGAGAAAGCUUUUCAUCUCAUCAGCUGUAUAACUUUGUCAGACUCUGCGUUUUCUGUCGUGGGCUUUGUUUGAUGGGAAGUGAAGCAUCUGUUGUAGCGACUUUUGGGCUGAGCUAGUUCUCGUGGAGCGGGGGGAGUAAGUAAUGGCAGAAUUUCCAUUACUGCGGGUGAGCUGUUUCUCAUUUUAAUUCUAGGUCGUAAGUGAUAUUCGUGCUGUAAGUUCCCCAUAUUAGGAGGAAGAUGUAAAACUUUGGAGAGAAGCCUGCCAUUGUGCUGUUGGGAGUUAUGAAGGUGUCCAAUAGUGUCUUUACAUGUCUCCGAUGCUCCUCGUGAAAAUGCUUUUUAUUCUUUUUAUGUAGUUUUAUUUUGCGUAGGUAAACCCGGGCCUGGCAAAGGGGGAAAAUAUGAAACAAUCAUGUAAUUAAAAGCAUUUUAUGUAUAAUAAUUCUCAAGUUGAUCAGAUCUUUCAAUAUGAAUUUGUUGCGAAUGAAGUCUUUUUUUGAGCAAAGUGAUAUUUAUAUACAUUGUAACCUGGAUUUGUGAUGUCCACAACUGCUUUUCUAAGGAGAGAGAGAAAUAGAAGAAGAAGAAAAAACUCCCUUUGGCUUUACUUUUUUAAAGAACUGGACUGUAAUCAGCAUCAAGAAUCAUUUGUAUGAAAUGAAGCGGUUUGUAGUUUGCCAAAUUUUAUAAAUGGAUAGAAAAACUAUUUGAUUUAUGUCUGAUGGUUUGCAGGAUUAACAUCUGUUGUGUGCGUUUCAGGACCAAACGAGCAGCUCCGAGUGUCUGGCGUCAAUAUAGCAGUGUGCCGUGUCAAAAUACUUCAGUAACAUGCUUUUGGGAUGUUAAACAAGACAUCACUGUCUAACCAUGUAGGUUUUGAACUUCCUCUCCUUGGUUCUCUUACUGUACCACCUUCAUUCACAGACAGUGAUUGUCCUCAGAGGAGUUCGCUAAUGAACGUUGUGUGAGGAGUUGAAGGUUGUAUCUGAACACACUGCAGGUCAUCAGGGAGGACGCACUCGUCUGCUGUUAGUCCAUGUGCAAGUAUGUGUUGGUGUCCAUGUGGUACUGAACAGUUAUUCUCCGCUGAUCUGUGUUUGUUCUUUCAGCUAAUCAUCAUGUCUCUUUAUCUACCCAUUUGCAGUACCGUUGCCAAUUUUUGUGUUGGAGAUUUUAUACCUCCAGUAGCCAAGUUUGUAACGAUCAGAGUCGGAUUGAAAAGGUCCAGCGGGGUUAAUGGCAGAUAAUGAAACACUAUUUUGGUUUCUGAUUUGAUCAGGGGUGUUCUGUCACAGGGAUCCAGAAUUAUUAUUAUUAUUAUUAUUUGGUCUAUUUCUAGUUUGUGAAGUCUUAUUAGAUUUUGUUUCAUUAUAAAUAGCAUCUUAUCUUUUAUAUUUUUAUUUGGUCAUUUUUCCGAGAGCGCUUCAGCCUAUUGUACAAUGCCCGCUUUUGAGGGCAGCUGUUUAUUUCACACUAAAAUGACUAAAUAUAA